AUGACUUCAAUCUCAAACUCAGAAACAGAUUACCGGAGUCGCUUCAAAGAGUUACAGAGUAUUGAAGACAAGAAAGAUUUUCUAAUCGAAGAGCUACUUGCAGCAUUAGAUACCAUUACGGGACAGCAAAAUGAGUUGAAAUCGGAUCUCGACACGGAGCGUGAAGUACGUCGUCGACUCCAGCGCACAUUGCGUGAGGCGCAACCCGUCCAAGAACGCUUCGCGCUUCUCAUAAUCCAUCUGGACGCAGAUGUAUUCCUUUUUGAAGACAGCUGGAUCCAUGAGCCCGUCGAGGGUGGCGAGGGUAUGGUCUCGGCGCUCCAGGAGAACACCCACGAAUACCUGUCGUCUCUCAUGGACGAUGUCUCGGGCGUGGAGGUGAUAGUUAAGAUAUAUGGGGACUUGUUCAAAAUGUGGCAGAGAUAUGAGGAGGAGGGAUCAAGUCUGGGAUCUAGUGAUUUGACGAGGUUCUUCUCGCAUUUCAACCGGACUGAGCCGUUGGUUGAUUUCAUGGAUAUUGGGCCGCGUAAGGAGAGCAUCGUGAAGAAGCUGAGUGGCGUCCUAGGCCAUUACCUCACAGACUCACGCUGCGAACACGUUCUCCUCGCCGCUCCAUACGCCAGCAUCGACCCUAUCGUCUCCCCCCACACCACCACCCUCUCGCCCACCCCAAACCGUCUCACCAUCAUCCCGCCUCCAUCUCCUUCCUCGCGGACCCGCAAACCCUACGACAGCCUCCCCUACCCCACAACCAACCUUUUCGACUCCCUGUUCAUCCACCCGCCGCACCCGAAAACGCGCAAAAAGCACUCCAAAUCGCCGCCACCCCCAGCCGCGCCCGCCCCGCCCCCCGCCACCGCCAACGUGCCCAAGCUCCGGAUCCGCGGCGCCAAGGCCCACGAGCGGAGGGAGGAGCCUAGUCCCGUGAGGCCUGGGCCGCUGUUGAGGGCCCCGUCGCCGCCGCCCGGGUAUGCGGGACCUGCCAUGGGCAUGGGCAUGGGCGGGCAGAAAUGGGGCCCUAUGCAGGUUGCGAGGGUGCCGCAUGGGAGGAAUGAGUAUCCGAGGGGCGUGAUGGAGGGGCCUGGCGUGCCGGUUUUGAGAUGGCCAUGA
Messenger RNA from Amorphotheca resinae ATCC 22711, 1110 nucleotides. RefSeq lists its product as hypothetical. Bases 1 to 1110 code for a protein of 369 amino acids. NCBI's taxonomy places the organism in Eukaryota, Fungi, Ascomycota, Leotiomycetes, Helotiales, Amorphothecaceae. The transcript has 4 exons. The record is from RefSeq and is a predicted model, not a curated record.